Molecule: messenger RNA, 888 nt
Organism: Trichoderma virens Gv29-8
Lineage: Eukaryota; Fungi; Ascomycota; Sordariomycetes; Hypocreales; Hypocreaceae
Exons: 2
Source: RefSeq, a predicted model, not a curated record
GUCCUCCGAACCGACGAUGUUCUCUCGACGCCGUACGCCUCGCUCCUCGGUUUCGCCGACGACACCAUGGCCGUAGCCCGUGGCUUGGAUGAGAGAGCUGCGACAAACUCAAGUAUCCCGCCUGAUGUUCAACUGCUUCCCGACGGAUCGCUGGACUUUACUGCUUGGAACAAUCUCACCAAUACGGCUUGUCAGGCGCGCCUUGCCUCACUCACACGGACUUCGAAUCCAUCGGGAGACUGCAUUUGCUACAACUUGCCGAUGCUGGACGUCACUACCGGCAUGUUUGAGGCGGAUUUGCGGCUGUAUCGUGUUUCUGACCCGAGAGAUGAUUUCGUUGGUGUGCCGCCCAGUGAAAUUCAGGUGGGCGUGGUGUACAAGGGCGCCAGUGUGACUCCCAUGAAGCCAGUGACUUCAGGGUCGAGUUCUAGCCCGCCCGUCAAUAUCACCAAGAGAGACACCUCUUCCAAUGCCCCGACUCUGCUGCAGUCUUACAUGCUGGUUGGCCAAAUCGACAAGGACCAGAUGAAGAACAACUUGUCAAUUGCCGAUCUCGAAGCUCUUGUCAUGCCCACCCUCACUUUAUCCGCAGUUACCUCCACCGGCGCCCGAAUCAGCUCCAACGUGUCUCUCAACGAAGCCGUUUUCCUUGUAGGCGUCUUCUCCAAGGACGUCAUCCUGUCCGACUUUGCCGCCGCCCAACAGGCUGUGACGCUGCAGCACGACGGCCUCAAGAACGGCACCGUCGCGUUUGUCUUGCCAGGAGUCAACAUCUUGAUUUUCCCCACUGGUCUCGUCAUUACUGGUACCUGGUUGUUCAUUGGGUUGUGUGCCUAUGGAUAUGGCACGUAUGAGAGGAUCCAGCAUGUCACGGCUUAUAAGCGGAGA